This is a messenger RNA of Symbiodinium necroappetens, 1434 nucleotides long. The record is from the annotation of a GenBank genome assembly. Lineage: Eukaryota; Dinophyceae; Suessiales; Symbiodiniaceae.
AUGGGCCCCAUGGCCGUGCCAGCGCAUUCGAGUAAGAACACCUCCCUGAUCGCCAUGCUGCCACAUCGAGAAGCUGCACUGGCACGGGCUGUGUCCGACAUGCGUAAGGCCGCAGCGGAGGUGCAGAAAGCUUCAGCUGAGCUGUCGAUUUGUGAGGCUGCAUGGCUCACAGCCUAUGAGGCCGCUUUGCGGAUGGCUGAGAACGACGCAGAAGCAUGCGCGGUUCGAAGGGCAGCCACAGAACUCAAGUCGCAGCCCGGGGUUUGCUACAACACCUUGCGAACCUUUCAUGAUGAAAUUGAGUGUUUGACACCGUCCCCUGCCGAACCUGGGAGCCUGCCUUCAGAGUCGCAUGGCCAAGAACACGGACACUCCCACGAUGAUGAGUUCCAUACUGCCAAGCAUCAGCUUGAACACCGCUGGAUUGAGAAGACGGCCUUCAGCGCAGCGGAGCGCGUGGUGGAGCGGAUGACCGAGCGCAUUACUGAGAGCAUGGGCGAGCGAGUUGGCGAGCGUCUUGCGGAGAGGGGCGUGGAGCGACUUGCCGAGAGGGGCGCGGAGCGCCUAGCUGAGCGGGGCGUGGAGCGGCUGGCAGAGCGUGGUGCCGAGAGGCUGGCUGAAAGGGGUGCCGAAAGGCUUGCCGAAAGAGGAGCGGAACUAGCAUUGGAGCGGGCCGGGGCGGGAGCUUUGCGACACAUCUUGGGCAGAACUAUUGGCGAGACUCUGAGGAUGGGAGAACAUGCAGCCAUGCAUACCUUGAAGGCCUUACGCGUCAUUGUCCCUUUCGUGGGCAUGCUCUUCGUCAUACAUCUGGCUGAACAUGACUGGCAUCGCCUGCUCGAGGAGUGGAGGGCCCGACGUGCUCUCUCACUUGCCUUUUUUUGCAUGGCCGUUCUGGGCGACGUCGCCGACAUCCUUUGCCACGUGUGCGUGAUUUCUUCUGGCAUUCUUCACGUGGACCACCACGCGUUGCACACAAUCGAGUACAAGAACCAUCGGCCUGUCCGUUUCGGCUCUCGUGUGCUGGGCGCUUUCUCGCUGGUCUCCACCUUGUUUGCAACAUCAAUGCUGCUUGGGUACGCAACCUUUGGGCAGCACGCGGAGGGUGUCAUUCUCAACAACUACGACAACAGCGACAUGCUUGCGAACAUAGCCCGCUUGGGCAUGGGCUUCGCCAACGUUUUCAGCACGCCUCUCAUGUUCAGCGGUCUUCGAGAAGGCGUCCUGGCUGUACUCAGCCACUUCGCCCCUGAGCAGGAGGAACUCUACAGCCAGGUAUGGUUCCAGAACACCCUGAGCGCGGCACUUCUUUCUCUCGUGGCGGUCAUCGCCAUCAUCGUCACUGAUGCCAGCAUUGUGAUCGGUUUGGUGGGAGCUAUUUGUGGCUCCGCAAUCAUCUAUGUCAUUCCGCGCCUUGGGCCCAAGCUCGCAUGA